GGCGGCCCAGGCGCGCGCUGGGAGCACCGGCCAAGACUUUGUGUGCUGAGAGCCAAAGCGUCAGUCGUCACUUGUUCCGCUCGCUGGAGCUCCUCCAACUCCACCACGGCACACUAGAUCACCACCAUCACAAGUUGUCGCCUGCUACAGCAACGAGUCGACGAAGCGCGCAAGCCGAGUAAUUCUACGCGAUACAUGUCAGAUUCUCGAUCACAAUAAGCAGCAGGCAGCACUACACAUUUCCAUCGAUCACGAGUUAUCUACGCCCGCGCAACAAACACCUUUGAUCCCGGCAGGCCCGCGACACACUUGGACUCUACCUAGCCUGACACAUCCAACGAUCCUCCGAGUUGCCGGCGCAAACGACACUCAUACCCAGCCUUUACCCAAAAUCACAUACGCCUUCGCAGUUCGAGAUUCCGACUUAGUCACCCAAGAUGGCAGCAGGACUCAAGACCAUCAUCGCGCUCUCCUUCGUCUUGGCGGUGGGCUUCCUCCUCGUCAUUUUGUCCUGCGCACUAUGGAAGGCAUACUACCCGCUGCUGGUGGUGGCCACCUACGUGUUGGCGCCCAUACCCAACUGGAUCUGCAGCCAUUGCGCCAACCCGGACGACUUUGUUGAGAGCUCGGGCGCUGCGGUGCUGGAUCUGGGUCGCUUCUGCACUGGUUUCUUGGUCAUGAUGGGGCUUGCUCUUCCAGUGGUUCUCGCAAACUCGGCUAUUAUCACGGUCCCGGCCAUGAUCAUGUCCGUUAUCGGUGGCCUGUUGAUCUAUGGCACUAUUAUCAGCUUCGCCAUGUUCUUCCAGGAGGAGCAAGACUUUUGACUAGCCGACCAAUGAUGGCGACAACGACAGAAUGCAUCGGAGUCCGAGAGACACAACAAUGACACAGAACUACAAAGGAGCAGGGAGUUUCGGAGAGCGGCUGGGUGCGGAACCGAUUUACACAUGGUGGGAGGCUAUGACUGUACAACCGCCGGGACUUGAGCCGGGGAGGGGCCAUGGGAUAUGAUCAAUGGGUAUUUGGUAAAGUGGCAGGCACUGGUUGAUGAAGGGCAUUUGGGCUGGGUUGGAUUUGGAUGAUUAUGAGACAGUUAUGAGGUUAUUUUAUUUUAUGAACAUUUAU
Molecule: messenger RNA, 1125 nt
Organism: Neurospora tetraspora
Lineage: Eukaryota; Fungi; Ascomycota; Sordariomycetes; Sordariales; Sordariaceae
Product: vacuolar protein sorting 55
Exons: 2
Coding region: 438-824 (128 amino acids)
Biological process (GO): late endosome to vacuole transport via multivesicular body sorting pathway
Cellular component (GO): endosome; Vps55/Vps68 complex
Source: RefSeq, a predicted model, not a curated record